Molecule: messenger RNA, 2935 nt
Organism: Physella acuta
Lineage: Eukaryota; Metazoa; Mollusca; Gastropoda; Physidae
Product: transcription factor AP-2-beta
Biological process (GO): regulation of transcription by RNA polymerase II; regulation of cell population proliferation; anatomical structure development
Cellular component (GO): nucleus
Molecular function (GO): DNA-binding transcription factor activity, RNA polymerase II-specific; RNA polymerase II transcription regulatory region sequence-specific DNA binding
Source: RefSeq, a predicted model, not a curated record
CACUUGAUUGUGCAGAUUUCACCACGGAGGUGUGUACUAACACCAUCACCACUUAGGAUAUUACCACCAGGAUGUCUUUCUUGGCCCUGGAGACACCACAACCAUGGCAGUUACCGUCAUCAAACUUUACAGACCUGAUCAGCAACCAUUAUGACCGUCGACCGGACCUUGUGGGGUCACACGGCGGGUUCGGCCAUCUAGUCAGCUCCGGCUCCGGAUCGUUCUCAACGGCUCCCCGACUGAGCCACACGCCGGCGGGAGCCGCGGACUUUCAGCCGCCCUACUUCCCCCCGCCCUACCAGCCCCAGCAGGCCGUGGACUUCCACCACCACCAGGUGGACCCCUACAGCCACGUCAACCCCUUCCAGCAGACGACACAGCACUACAACCAGCUGCACGCGCCCGACAGGAAUGUCCUGGCCCGGCGGGACGACCCCCUCAACAUGCACCCCGGCCUGGGGGGCUACGACACACGACGCCCGGACUAUAUGACCGGCCUCCGGCGGCCGGAUGUGCUCCACCACGGGCCGCAUCACGGACUAGGUCUGGAACAGGACCCGUCGCUGCUCAACCUUCACCCCAACCCCCUGGUCGGGUUGGAAGACGCCAACCAGCCCCAGUUGGACGAUGGCAGUGGAUAUUUACAUUCAGAACACAAUUCAGUCAUCAGGAAAGGAAUCCGGCCGAAAAACGAGAACAGCAAAGAUUUGAUCGUGUCGUCACACAUUGCGUCACCCAGUGACGUCUUCUGCUCCGUGCCGGGCCGUCUGUCUCUGCUCAGCUCCACAUCCAAGUACAAGGUCACCGUAGCAGAAGUUCAGAGGCGACUCUCCCCUCCAGAAUGUCUCAACGCCUCUUUGUUAGGUGGCGUGUUACGAAGAGCCAAGUCCAAGAACGGAGGGCGGUCACUGAGGGACAAACUGGAGAAGAUAGGACUGAGUCUACCAGCGGGCAGGAGGAAAGCGGCCAACGUGACCCUGCUGACGUCACUUGUGGAAGGGGAGACAAUCCGACUAGCCAGGGACUACUCGUACUUGUGCGAGACAGAGUUCCCCUCCCGCCAGAUCGCCGAGUACAACACGAGGCACGUCGACCCAGGAGACUACCACAACCGGAAGAACAUGCUACUGGCCUCCAAACAAAUAUUGAAGGAGUUCAUUGACGUCAUCAUGCAGGACAGGUCACCCCUGAACAACACCCGGCCCACCCCUGUCCUGGAGCCCGGCAUGCAGAGACACCUGACCCACUUCUCCCUGCUCACCCACGGCUUCGGCCAGCCCGCCGUCGUGGCCUCGCUCAACUGUGCCAUGAACUACCUCAACGAGUCGCUCAAGAUCAUUGACAAAACGUACACCGGCGGGGCACAGGUGCCCCCUGGUCAGGCACCCAACGGGCAGCACAUGGGCAGCGUCGACGGGAAGAUAAAAACAGAUAAGGAUGAGAACAGGCGGGAGUGAAUCGUCAGGAGGAACAGACGAUGAAGAGUGCGUAGAUGAAUUUGUGAAGUGUUGGGAAACAAAAUCUAAAUCGUUACCCGGAUAUAAAAUAAACAAACUUUUAUCCAAGAACGAUAACUCUAAAUUUUGAUGGUUGUGACAAUUUAUCUGCCCCUUGCUGUGCAUAGCCCGUGUGAUUUGUGGUGGAGAGAGAAAAAGAAAAUGACGUCACUUUGUUUUCUUUUGACAAUUUUUUCCCCCCUAAACAUCCAAUUAUGUGAGGGAUUUCUUUAAAAAAAAUGAAAUCCCAAAACAAUUAAUCCCGCAAAUACGACAGUUUAUAUUUAAUAUAUGUGGUGGUAUUCUACAAGGAUUAUACCCGUUUUAAUAUGUUCCAUGUUUUCCUUCUAUAAAGACACAUAGUCACAUAUUCGGCUCAGUUAUAUUUAAAUCUUACCCAACAAAGUUUGUGCAAUGUACAAUAGACGGAUCAUGUUCAAUUUCAUACACAGAUAUGGCGGUGAAAUUGAGACAUUUCUUUGUGCAAUUUGGUGGAUAUUUCAGUUUUACUGCAUUUGUCCUUGAUUGGUUUCAAUUUCCCCGUAGCUAAAUUUAUCUAACAGUACAUGUAUUAGUAAAAAAAAAGUAUAUUUUUGCUCCUGAAAUUAACUCUAGUCUAAAAACCGAUAACUCUGGCGUCCCUGCUACAAGACGGCUGACGUCACUGAUGAACCAGCAGAGGGCGCUGUCGUUAGUCCAUUUAAAAAAAAAUGGCUGCGUCGAAAAAAAAAAUCAAUGAACUGCGUCGGUUAAUUUUGUUGAAAGGUUAUACGUCACGAUGUGGUGGUGGAACCUUCUGGAACCCAGCCCUACCCCGCCCCUGAAGACCCAGGAUGGGAUGUCAAAACCUAAUCGCAGAAACGUCACGAAUUAAAGCUAAUUUCGUGAUGACUGCACGCAUGCGCACAAGGCAGUUUAGGUUUCAAUUGUUUUUUUUUCUCUUUGAAUUGUUACAAUUGGAUACGAUGUGUAAUUGUUAAUAGAUAACAAUUUUAAAAGCAACAUUAAAUUGGUAUCCUUUUUAUAUAAAAUAUUGAAAAAAAAAUCAAAUUAUAAAAUUUAAGAUUUUCUAGUUUUACUUUGUUAAACUAAAAUAUAUUACAAGUUUUCUUCAGUGAUAACACUGAUUUAAAAAAAGCAUGUAAAUUGAUACUCGUAAAUAACAUAAUUUAUCAGUUUAGUAUCGAUAAUAAUUAAUGUAAGUCUGAAGUAUACGAUUUAUAGUAAUUAAAGUUAAAACAAAUUGUACAGGUAAUUGUACACAUUUCUCAUCAAUGUAGAGAGAUGAUAUCUUGUUUUGAUCACAGUGAGUCAGACUAAUAGAAUGGAUGUACAUGAUGACAUUAGGGUUUAAAUGUUGCCUUUGUUUAAUAAGUGUUUAGAUAUUUUUCUUUGUUUAAUUGAUUAGACCAGAAAGAUUUUAUUUGUUCAAAUGCUUA